GGUUGGCUCCCCGGCAGAGCGUGAGGGGAGCCGGCGCUGGCGGGGAUACCUCUGCUCCCCGCGCACAGCCGAGCUGACUGACUGGACUGGCCCACGGGUCGCCAUCCCGAAGCUGCGGAAGCUUGGGUUCCCAGCCUGACGCGAACAGAGCCCGAGCCCCAGUCCCAGAGGGAGUCGCUCUCUGCAGACCAGUGGGACCCCGAAACUUGAACGCAACCCCCCCCCCUUUCCAGCCUUUGUCACUUCCCCAGCUUUCUCCCAACGCGUUCUUUUUUUUUUUUUUUUUCCUCCUCUCCCAUUCUCUCUCCUCCGAAGGACACAAAAGUGGCUUCCGCUGAAAGAUUAGGAGGCGGUGGGGAGCUUUUUCCCUUCGGAGAGCGAUUGUGUAGGAAGGAUUUUUCGGGAAGCGGCUUUUUAACACCACUGCUCUCUGCUUUCCGAGCCUCUCUGUAACCCUCUGAGCGCGAUGUACAAUACGGUGUGGAGUAUGGACCGCGAUGACGCAGACUGGAGGGAGGUGAUGAUGCCCUAUUCGACAGAACUGAUAUUUUAUAUUGAAAUGGAUCCUCCAGCUCUUCCACCAAAGCCACCUAAGCCAAUGACUUCAGCAGUUACAAAUGGAAUGAAGGACAGUUUUAUUUCUCUUCAAGACGCAGAAUGGUACUGGGGAGAUAUUUCAAGGGAAGAGGUAAAUGACAAAUUACGGGACAUGCCAGAUGGUACUUUCUUAGUGCGUGAUGCCUCAACAAAAAUGCAGGGGGACUAUACAUUGACUUUAAGGAAGGGAGGAAAUAAUAAAUUAAUAAAGAUCUAUCAUCGGGAUGGUAAAUACGGCUUUUCUGACCCCCUGACAUUUAAUUCUGUGGUGGAGCUCAUUAACCACUAUCACCAUGAAUCUCUUGCUCAGUACAAUCCCAAACUCGAUGUGAAGCUGAUGUACCCAGUAUCCAGAUACCAACAGGAUCAGUUGGUAAAAGAAGAUAACAUUGAUGCAGUAGGUAAAAACCUGCAAGAGUUCCACUCGCAGUAUCAGGAGAAGAGUAAAGAGUAUGACAGGCUGUAUGAAGAGUACACCAAGACGUCUCAGGAAAUACAGAUGAAGAGGACUGCAAUUGAAGCCUUUAAUGAAACUAUUAAAAUAUUUGAGGAGCAGUGUCAUACCCAAGAACAACACAGUAAAGAAUAUAUUGAGCGGUUUCGCAGAGAGGGGAAUGAAAAGGAGAUUGAACGAAUUAUGAUGAAUUAUGAUAAGUUGAAAUCACGUCUUGGUGAGAUUCAUGAUAGCAAAGUGCGUCUAGAGCAGGACUUGAAGAAACAAGCUUUGGACAACCGGGAAAUAGAUAAAAAAAUGAAUAGCAUCAAACCUGACCUGAUCCAGCUGCGUAAGAUCCGGGAUCAGCACCUUGUAUGGCUCAAUCACAAAGGGGUGAGGCAGAAGCGCCUGAAUGCCUGGCUGGGGAUCAAGAACGACUAUGCUGAUGAAAGCUACUUUAUCAAUGAGGAAGAUGAGACCCUGCCGCAUUAUGAUGAGAAAACCUGGUUUGUGGAGGAUAUCAACCGAGUACAAGCAGAGGACCUGCUUUAUGGGAAACCAGACGGUGCAUUCUUAAUUCGUGAAAGUAGCAAGAAAGGAUGUUAUGCUUGUUCUGUGGUUGCGGAUGGGGAAGUGAAGCACUGUGUGAUCUACAGCACCGCUCGAGGAUACGGCUUCGCAGAACCCUACAACCUGUACAGCUCGCUGAAGGAGCUAGUGCUCCAUUACCAGCAGACAUCCCUGGUUCAGCACAAUGACUCCCUCAACGUCAGGCUCGCCUACCCUGUCCAUGCACAGAUGCCCUCGCUCUGCAGAUAAGCAGAGUGGGAAAAGACAUGGCUCUCCAGCAUUUUUUUCCUAUGGUUUUAAUUAGACUACGAUGAGGGCAUUCUUUCUACGUAGACUGCUUGUUUUGCACAAGUGAUUCUGUGAAUGUGAAAUGGAGAGGCCGAGCAGUAGCUGGCCCGGAUUUAGGGAUAAAUGAGGGGCCCAGGGUCUCUGGAGUCAGCUGUGCUGCUGCACUGUUGAAGCUGGAAGCAGAUACUGGUUUCAUGGGGGGUUUGCUUUGUUGUCAGGCACCUUGAACAGAACAGUUAGACUUGUUGUAGGUGGGAGUGGGGGUUUAUUUGGAAGCCUCUGAAGAGUCCAUGUCCUCUUGUCUUCCACUCUGAGGAUGCAGCAGGUCAUGGUUCUGUUGGAGUUGUUUGGCUUUGAUAGUCUCUCCCCACAGUAAGAAGCUAACUUUGGUUCUGUGGUAAGAUGGGGUUUGGUUUGGGGGGAAAAAAGGCAACCAAAGGAAAUAGGGAGGUAUGGGAUUUCAUUUACAGAAUCUAAACCAAGGAGGCAAAAGACCCCUUCAGUCGAUGUUAUUUCAAUUUUACAACCAUAAUUUAGGCUUCAGCGUCUUACCAUCUCCUCCCUCUAACGCACUACGUUCGUGAACCAGCAAAGCAACAUUGCCAGACAAGGUCUAAGGGGAGAAGGUGACACUUACUAGCUGAAUGUACACUUCUGUACCAAAACUUGAAAGUAAGAAAACUAGAAGCUUGAGUUUUAACAAACACUAAAAUUGGUCAGUGUGUUUCCUUUUUCCCUGGCCUUGUUUCUGAGAUGAAGAAUAGAAUUGUUUUGUGGGGAUAGUGAGCUUUGAGUCAUGUUUAAGUUGGUGCUUGUGUGGUGUUUCCUUAGCCUAAAGAAUGAUGUUUGAAACCUUUGUAACUUAGUUUUAUGAGUAAAGAAAAGGUGCAAUCCAGUGCUUUUAGGUGGCUUGAUAUACCAAAUAAUGAUAGAGAACAUCAUUGUUGUGUGCUUCUCCAAGUGUAAAAAGCCUUGCCAAAACUGUACAAGAAUUAAUUUGCCUUCAUCUCCCCUUCCUUUUCUGGAUAGGGUUUAGGGAGCCAUAGGUAAAGAACUCAGUGGUCAGAGACGUCAGUAAAUCACAUGCACAUGGGCUCUUGUGUCCAGGGUGAAAGGCCCAUCACAUUACAUGUUCUUCCAUAAUGUGGUUGAAGCUUUUGCCAAGAGAGGGUAUAGAGUGUUGAGUUUAGACUAUCUGGGGAAAAAGAAUCUACAAGCUUUCCUAUUUGCCUUUUUUGUGAGCCUGCCAUUAAGGCAGUGUGCAAAGCCUCUCCUCAUGCUUCAGUGGCUGUGAUUUUAGGCCAGGAAUCUUCUGCUCCAUGUGGUUUAGGCUUUCCAGCUGAGUGAAGUUCAUUAGGUAGAGGGCAGGCAUCUAUUCCUGGCUUCACACUCAUUUAACAAAGAGUCCAGCUGCUUCAGAGCCAGUCCUGGAGCCCUAACAGGCACAGUGUGACUCAGCUACUUGAGCCUAGUGACAUGCAGGCAGGCAUUCUAGUUGAACAAGAUGAGCAGCCCAUACCUGGGUCUUGGCUCAUAAGAUCAAAUUUGAGAGCCAAAAUAAAGGCGAACAUAACUUUCCCUGAGCAUUUACUUCAGUGACGUUGUCUAGAAUGAAUUACAGUAGAGAGAUCAAAAUUUUUGGAAAAGUGUUUGUCACAGUAAGGAUAGGAAGGGGCAUGUCAUUGCUGUUGACUUUUCCUUGUUCAUGCUCCAGUAUGGAAUGAGAGAAAAUUGACCUCCCUCAGCCACUAUUCAAGGCUCUGCCUUUUCAAGAUUGCCAGCUCGAAAUCUUGCUCAGUUUACCAGGUAAUGCCAGAUUGGCAUACCUAUGUGACUUUGUACCUGAUGGAAUUUGCUGAAGCAGUUACAUGCUCAAGAUUGGGUGCAAUCUCCUAUCUGGCACCAAAGUUCUAGUAGGCCCUGGAUGCUUUUUUUGUUUUGUUUUGUGUUUUGGCUUUUCAAGACAGGGUUUCUCUGUGUAGCUUUGGUGCCUGUCCUGGAUCUCUCUCUCUGUAGACCAGGCUGGCCUCAAACUCACAGAGGUCCGCCUGGCUCUGCUUCCCGAGUGCUGGGAUUAAAGGCAUGUGCUACCACCGCCUGGCACUCUGGAUGCUCCCCCCCUUCCAAGUUAAGUCAAAAUGGAAUAUAAUAUACAACUGUAGUACUGAAUAAUGUCAUUACUUUGUAGGGCAGACACGCAGGAUAUGCAGGAGACAGAAAGCAGCAUCUUAGCAUCUACACUUGGGCUGAACUGGGAGAAAGGCUGUUGUUCAGUCCUAUAUUCCUUCCCUUUAAGUGAUCCGCUUUGUGGGAUCUAAGACCAGGGAUCAUUUAGUAAAUUGGAAGGUAUCUUUCUCUGACCAGUUGCCACAGGAUUUACUUGGUCCUGAUCUGUGGAAAAGGCGUAAGUACUAGUCUCCUAACAGCUGCCUGGUGUCUGGGGGAGUCAGCAUGCUGCUAUUGCUCCAUGGCUCAGAAGCAGGUCUCGGUCUUCUAAGUCUAGCUUGUUCUAUCCCAUCAUCUGGGCCCUGGGACUGUAUUAUCUCUUUUGGCAUCUUAACUGCAGUUUGACUGAAGCAAAAGGUAAAGAGACAGAUUAACUAACCAGAGGGGCAGAUCAGCCAGCCCCCAACAUUAAAGCAGCUUUUGGUUGGCUAGCUACACUUGUCUUUUAUAACUAAACAAUGCUGUUUAUACCUGGCAUUGUUCAAGCAUAGGUAGAUUGCCUAUGUUCUUGUCACAGCUCCAUCCACAGAUAAAGACAUUCUAUGCUCCACUCCUCCCUAAGACAUAGGAUCUCAACAUUUACUUCAGACUCCUUGAGCCACUGUGGCGUCUACCGUGUUUCUCAUCUUGCUGCAAGGUACCAGCUCCAAGCAUUCUCCUGAGCUAAAAAAAAAUUGUAUCUGAGCAAUUUCUGGUUUCUAGGAUGAUCUCUGUUGCCAUUUAGGACCCCAGAAUAGAUCUCUGAGAUUUCCAUGGCAUCAUAACCCAGAGGGUCUGUGCUUGGCCCUUUGCUGCCAACUGCUCAGUUUUGACUUAGCUCUAGUCAUUUGUGACAACCAGCCUUGUUUCUUUACAAAUCCUCGCAUGUAACUUUGGUACCCUGUUGUUUCUUGUGAAAAAUCUAUUCUGUUGUCUUUGAUGUAAUAAAAAAAUUCAUGUAGUUUAUGUAAAAGUACCUGACUCAGAAGGAAGCCAAUUGUGUCUUGUGUUGGGACAAUUCAUAAUGUAGUUCCUAGACCACGUUUGCAAAUGGUUAUUGUCACCAAAUGUGUUCGGACAUUGCUGUGCAGUUGUGGGGAAGGGGUGGGGGGCAAGGUGAAGUGAGAACACUGUUGUUUUUUUUUGUUUUGUUUUGUACCUUCUCCAAGACUGGGAUGGUCUGGCUGACUUGCUCCAGAUGCAAUAAAAAUAUUGCAAUGAAA
Peromyscus californicus insignis is the source of this 5319-nucleotide messenger RNA. RefSeq names its product phosphoinositide-3-kinase regulatory subunit 3 (gene Pik3r3). The record is from RefSeq and is a predicted model, not a curated record. Gene Ontology annotation, biological process: phosphatidylinositol phosphate biosynthetic process; insulin receptor signaling pathway. Bases 467 to 1852 code for a protein of 461 amino acids. Gene Ontology annotation, molecular function: 1-phosphatidylinositol-3-kinase regulator activity. Gene Ontology annotation, cellular component: phosphatidylinositol 3-kinase complex. The transcript is spliced from 11 exons. NCBI's taxonomy places the organism in Eukaryota, Metazoa, Chordata, Mammalia, Rodentia, Cricetidae.